This is a messenger RNA of Cladophialophora yegresii CBS 114405, 1620 nucleotides long. RefSeq lists its product as uncharacterized. NCBI's taxonomy places the organism in Eukaryota, Fungi, Ascomycota, Eurotiomycetes, Chaetothyriales, Herpotrichiellaceae. The record is from RefSeq and is a predicted model, not a curated record. The coding region runs from base 1 to 1620 and encodes 539 amino acids. The transcript has a single exon. Gene Ontology annotation, biological process: fungal-type cell wall polysaccharide metabolic process. Gene Ontology annotation, cellular component: fungal-type cell wall.
AUGGUUGCCAAACUCCUUUUCGUCGUCGGCCUUGCCACAUCCGUUCUGGCCCACCCUAACCACAAGAGACACAAUCGCUUCCACCUUGGCACCGGUACCGGUAACGGUCUGGCGAUGCCUACUGGUGCUACCUAUCCCAUCACCAAUGGCACGGCACCAAACAAUGGCACAGAUUUUGGCGGAUCCCCCAUUGAGUCACCGUCAUCUGUCGAAGCUACCUCGGUCCUACCCACAGCUACUGCUGCUAUGACAGUCACUGUCGUCCCUGUUCCUAUCGACUCCUCCUCCCCAGAUACUGGCAAGGACGUCUCAAGCGUGCCCACCGCAAUUGCCAUCCCUUCCAACACCGAGGUUGCACCGGCGGGAGACUCUCCAGCGGGCUCGCCGGCACCAGCCCCGGCCCCUGUACCAGGCUCAGGCGAUAAUUCCUGCUCUGUCUUGACCUCGACUAUCACCUCUACAUCCAUCCAGUACGUCACCGUCACUGCCGGGUUAGGAGACUCAGCCUUGGACGUUGCUCCCACGGGUGGUCCAGGCGCUUCCUCUGGCCCCAGCUCACUCGCUCCUAGCGGCGGCGCAGGCGAAUUUUUUCAAGCUCCUGGAAGCAUGACCUCCGCCUCAUCUUCGACGACCAGUGGUCCCACUAGCCUUGCUUCCGCCUCAGACAGCAUCUCUGCCGGUGCUCCCGCAGCUGGGGAGUUCUUCCCCCAUCCUGGCAAGCAGAGCUCGGUUCCAGCCAGUGGUGGCAGCGCUUCUGCGGCUGUGCCGUCUUACGGCGGCGGUGCAUCUUCGGUCAUCCCAACUACGUUUGCAACCAUCCCCAGCAGUGCUCCAUCCUCCAGCGCAGCUCUUAGUGCCUCUUCUGGGUCACCAUCCUCGACCCCUAGCUCUUCCCCAAGCACCGGUGGGUCGACUGGCGGCAAGAAGGGUCUCUCCUACAACACCGCCUCUCUGACUAACGCCUUCGCUGGCAAGGGUAUCAGCUGGGCAUAUAAUUGGGGUGCGUCACCAGACGGUUCAAUCGUCUCUGGGGCCGAGUAUGUUCCCAUGUUCUGGGGUCCCAGCUCGGUAUCCGGAUGGGCAAAUGCGGCCGCCGCUGCUAUUUCCAGCGGAUCCAAGCAUGCCUUGUCUUUGAACGAGCCGGAUCUCGCCUCCCAAGCCAACGUCGACCCUGCCACUGCAGCCAAGCUUCACAUUGAGAACAUGAAUCCGCUCGCCGGCCAGGUGCAGAUUGGCUCUCCUGCUGUCACCAAUGGUGCCGGUAGCAGCCCGCUCAUGGGUAUCGACUGGCUGAACCAGUGGUUCAGCGAGUGCAAGGGGAACUGCAAGGUCGACUUCGUCGCUUUCCAUUGGUACGAUUCUGCAAACAACCUUGAUUACUUCAAGAGCCAUGUCCAGGACGUAAUCGACACAGCUGCGAAAAACGGUGUUGGCAAGGUUUGGCUGACAGAGUUUGGUGCCACUGGAUCCGACAGCGACGUCGCCAACUUUUUGCAGGAAGCAGUUUCUUGGCUCGAUUCCCAGCCCGCAGUCGAAAGAUACGCGUACUUCAUGUGUGCUGAUGGCAUUCUUGUCAAGGGCAAUUCCAUCUCCUCACCUGUUGGUGCGGCAUAUUCUUGA